AUGGGAGUCGCUGAAGCUGGGCCUAGCAAGGCACCGACGACUCCCUCUAAUGAAAGCAGCGAGGUGGAGGACGCCAUUUUAGAUCAGACGGUUGUAGAGAACACGGCGUUAGAAUCGGUGGAAGAAAUGUCACGACUGAUAGCGGAGGAAAUUGAUCGUCAUAAUAAGGAGAUGUCUCUUCGUAAGCAGCUUUUAGAGCUAAAAAUGAAGCACCAGAAAGAGUUGCGAGAGAUGGAACAAUCAUACCAGCAGCUAGACAUCAGCUUUCCUGUUGUGGAAACCAAACCACCUGUAGCAAAGGUAUUGAGUGUUACACCCGAACAGCGUUUGGCGCGGAAAUCGGUUAGUACCAGCUUGGCGAAAUUCAGCGGUAAGGUUGAGGAAUGGCCUCUAUUCAUCAGUAGCUUCAAGUAUACGACUGAGUCCUGCGGAUUUUCCAAUUUGGAAAACCUUAAACGUCUACAAGACUGUCUAACUGGAGAUGCGCUGGAACAAGUUAGAGGAUCGCUAUUGACACCAGAAACGGUUCCGAGUGUCAUUGAAGACCUGAAAAAUCUCUUUGGAAGACCACAGAAGCUAUUAAAAAUGAUGCUAAAGAAAGUUCGCGAAACAAAACCACCUACCGAAGACCAGGUCAAGACUUUCAUAGUAUUCGGGAUGAAAGUAAAGCAGCUCAACGAACAUCUAGUAGCUUGCGAAAUGACAGAGCAUCUAGGGAAUCCAUUAUUGGUUGAUGAACUAGUCGGAAAGCUUCCCACGAGCUACAAACGGGAAUGGGUUCAAUUCAGGAAGGACAAGCCUGAGAGUGCCCUGUGUCUGUUUAACAAAUUCGUUCAGUCUGUGGUGAGCGAGCUAGCAGAAGUUGACGAGUACGAGCCAGAGCUACCGACACGACGUGAUAGAAAGGAGUUUAACGCUCAAGCAGAGAACAAAAGAAAACCACCAUUGUCUACAGGUCGAUUUAAGAAGGAAUACACGAAUGUUCACCUUUCCAAAGAUUCUACUAAAAGGAUUCCAAGUUGCUGGAUAUGCAAUCAAGCAGGGCACACAUUGAACAGUUGCAUUCAAUUCCUAAAAAUGACAGUAGCGGAGAGAAUAGCUGCGGCGGAGAAAGGAAAGCUCUGCAAAACGUGUCUGAGCAAAUUCUGCCAGGGAGUAUGCCCGAGAUCUUUGCAAUGCGAAGUAAAUGGCUGCGGCAAACAGCAUCAUACGCUGGUGCAUCGAACAGAAGAACACGUUCAGCUGCAGAGAGCUAAUUCAGGGGGAGAAACUCUACGGUCACAAGUAGUGAUUUAUCGGACGAUUCCCAUAACUCUCCAUUACGGCGACAAUAGCGUUGACGUUACAGCAUUUGUUGAUGAAGGUUCGUCAGCAACCUUAAUAGACGAGAGCGUUGCUGAACAGCUGAAAGCCGAUGGUCCAAACGAACCGUUGCAGAUAACGUGGACCGGGAACAUAAGCCGUUUUGAAGACCGAUCUAAGAAGCUAGAUCUAUUAAUCUCAAGUAAGGGAUCCACACAAAGGUGGAAACUAUUCGAACCUCGUACGGUGGCUGGAUUAAUGCUACCGAGUCAAACCUUGAGAUUAGCUGAUGUGGUGAAGCGGUAUGAUCAUCUGGCAGACAUUCCGAUCAUCGGAAGUAGUCAGCAAAACCCAAUGCUGGUUAUAGGACUCAACAACAUCGAGCUAUUUGCAGCACUAGAGACCAGAGUAGGUAAUCCAGGUGAACCGGUUGCGGUAAGGUCCAAGAUAGGCUGGACAAUUUACGGUGUAGCUGACAGAGUCUCGACUCCACACGUCGUAAUGAACCUACAUCGGAUCACGGCGAUGACCAAUCGAGAACUUCACGAUGCUGUUGGAAGUCAGUAUAAGUUGGAGCAGAUGAGUGUUCCGGCCUUCAAAAUGCCCAUAGCUGGUGAAGAAAAACGGGCAAAGGAUAUUCUCGAAAGAACGACGAGAAGGGUUGGUAACCGAUUCGAAACGGGGCUUUUAUGGCGAGAGGAUAAUCGUUCCUUUCCAGAUAGUUACCCUACAGCGGAGAAGCGCAUGCAGCAACUGGCGAGACGUUUGAAGAGAAAUCCUGCUUUGGAGUCAAGGGUCACCGAAAUGAUUAGAGAAUAUGAGCGAAAGGGCUAUGCUCAUAAGGUAACCGAAGCUGAGCUAUCCGGAUUCUCAAAAGACGAGGUGUGGUAUCUGCCUCUUAACGUAGUACACAAUGCGAAGAAACCAGAAAAGAUCCGUCUAGUAUGGGACGCAGCGUCAACGGUGGCAGGGGUUUCCUUGAAUUCCAUGCUUAUCAAAGGACCAGAUAUGUUGGUUCCUUUGCCGAAUGUCGUUUGUCGAUUUCGAGAACGAGCUUUCGCCUUUGGAGGCGACUUGAAGGAGAUGUAUCAUCAACUGCGCAUCAGAGAUGAAGACAAACAGACGCAACGGUUUUUGUUCGGCAGCGAUACUGAGGGCAAGCCACAGAUCUACGUUAUGGAUGUAGCCACAUUCGGGGCUACGUGUUCACCCUGUUCAGCCCAAUUCAUCAAGAAUUUGAACGCCCUUGAGUUCAGUGAGCAGUAUCCAGAUGCAGCACGAGCAAUUGUUGAGAAGCACUAUGUCGACGACUAUUACGAUAGUGCUGAUACAGAAGCGGAAGCCAUUAAGCUGGCAAAGGAAACUUCCAACGAGUUUACGUACUGA
Anopheles funestus (African malaria mosquito) is the source of this 2688-nucleotide messenger RNA. RefSeq lists its product as uncharacterized. NCBI's taxonomy places the organism in Eukaryota, Metazoa, Arthropoda, Insecta, Diptera, Culicidae. Bases 1 to 2688 code for a protein of 895 amino acids. The record is from RefSeq and is a predicted model, not a curated record. The transcript is spliced from 2 exons.